Spirometra erinaceieuropaei is the source of this 11593-nucleotide messenger RNA. The record is from the annotation of a GenBank genome assembly. NCBI's taxonomy places the organism in Eukaryota, Metazoa, Platyhelminthes, Cestoda, Diphyllobothriidea, Diphyllobothriidae.
AUGCGCACAGGAUAUGCGGUGGAUAGCACUCCACUGUCCUCACCGCGCUGUCUGGUCACCGGCAGGUAUUCGACGCCAAUACUGAAGGCUCAGGUGGCACGUUUUUCGGUCGCCUCAGCACCAGUUCGUACCUUCUUUGGCGAGUUCGUGAGGAUCUGGCAGAGGAAGAAGCCAUUCUUUCCGGACCGAUCACGUAAAUAGCCUGUCGCGCCCACUCCUUCUUCGGCGAUAUUGCAAACCUCAAGAGUCCUAAUGAAUCUUUCUUGAUACCAAAUAGAGGAUGUAUGUUUAUAUGUGAUUGUUGACAUCUCAACAGCUGAUCUCUCCCUGGUACAGAAAGACUGCGAAUGCAAUAUAGACCUUCCGCUUCUUGCAAUAGACACGCGCUAACUCACGAGGAAGUUGCCUGAAAGUUCUGUGCAACGAGACGCAAGCUAGUCUUUGGCAACAGACGCUUGCUUGCUCUCGAAAGGAGGUCUCCGGGCCUGAUUUAUGUUUGGGAGUACUCUCGUUUGCUUUUCGGACAAAGGUGUAUCUCUCUGUAGUGUCCUAUCCUAAGGAAAAGCAUAUCUCAGUUCAAAAGGGCGUUUUGCAAAGUGUGUGGGCAUAUUUUGAUCGGCUUACAGAGCUACGCGUAAGAAUCUGACCAGGUCAUUGAAAUAGUUUUAGAUGCAGUCUGGCUGUCAAGCUUUCUUAAGAGCACUGUUUUGCAAAUGCACGCAGAAGGCGAUGUUUGCAUUCUUCAAAAACGUUCAUAUGCGCUAAAUGUGAUGAUUUGUGAGAUUCGUUUAAUUAUGGAGACUUCAGUAGUAACUUGCAAGCAGACACGUUUGAGAGUACGUAAUUGCACGCCAAACUAUACUAAACAUUUAAAAAAUUUGUUAGCCAUGGCCGCUGAUUUCGUAUUCAAAAAUAGGCAUUGUCUAAGUGAAUCGGCUCGUCGAAAUUAAUGCAGGAUGUUGGGGGACACUCAUAACUGAUGGGUGUCGCGCACACCAUGGUGUUGAAAUUGACCUUGGGUGGUACACCGGCGAUUCCGUUCUGUCUUGGGGCCCUUGUGUUGCCGUUCACGUACGUACGUGUAAUCAGUGACCAGGGAGUGUAACAGGCGAUGUAAGGGAAGCAAAACUAAUCGUCUCUUAUAUAUCGUAAUCAAUUGGUCAUGCCUCAACCUUAAACUCGGAUUUCUGCUCGCUUUUGAGUAACAAGCUGAUUGCCUUGUCAUCGAGUCACGUGGUCAGAGACACCACGGUGCAACAUCGAGUCCCGUGGUUCUUCCGGACCGUUUUUAUGCGUGUGUGGUGGGCCGUUCGUCUUAAUUCUUUCUUGCAUCCAGGUUCAGGUGGGUGAGGGAGGAGAGAGUGCAGUAGAUACUCUGCAAGUCCGCUCUCGUGAUAAAGUAAUCUGCGCGAAAAUCACCGUCCUGCGCCUUCACCACGUUGUGCUCCACACCGUCGUUCGCGACGGUCGAAUUGAACACUGGUGGUGGGAAUAAUCCACAGUUAUCUACUCCAGAUUUCCGUGCUAAAUGACCAUGCUGUUCAAGGGCGUCGCUUGGGGUUCCAUUCACAUUACACGGAGUAUCUGCUCAGGUCCGUGUAUGAAUUCUGUCGCCGAGUGCAGAGUUACAAUUCCUGCGAUGGAAAUGCCCUAGGGGUUAACUGGAAGUAGACCACAGUGGAUAUGCAGUUCGCCUCGUCAACUGUCUCGUGGCGACCAGGAGUCACCGAGCGAGAAGUGCUACCGCUGGGUUGUCAAUUAGUCGUACUCCUAACACCCAACCGCGGUUUGCAAGGACCCGGCUCUUGAAAUCGGACUUAUGUCGCCUACUGUACAUUAAACCACACGAUUCGCGAAUGCGUAGUCUCCGCUCGAGCCCCGGCCUCUCCUGGGAUGCGCUUUACUGGUUUAUGAUGGCGAACGAGCCUUGUUAGUAUUAUGUUAGGGAUAUUUCUUUGUCAGCAGUUCGUGAACUUCAAAGUCAACAUCACACAGUAUAUGCUGGAUCUCGUACAACAAGCUUACCUCCCAGUGCAAGAUAACAACAUCUGCAUAGGCCGACGAUUAUGUCAGCGAAUCUUCAGUUUCCAACUGUAGUACCCCUCACAGACUGUCUCGAGUAAAUUGAUCUGAUUACUUCUUAGUCCUAGGAAAUGAAGAAUAUUCAUCAAGUAUUCUGCUUGCAUUUUCUUGGUCUACUGCCUGCAGACUUUCAGUGAUGUCGAGCGAUGGCCGAUUUCGGGAAAGAUUGCAAGCAUGAGACUCGAUUUUAUGCUUUCAGUUAUUCUAGUUAGCUAAUUCUGAGUAUGUCUGGUUACGUAUAUUUACCCAUAAUAAGUUAGCUUGAAGCUAUUUCUUCCCAGAAGCACCACCUGAGGGUGGUUUGUGGUAGACCGUUUUUUUAAUUACUUGCAUUGCCAAAAUGUCUUUUUCUUUUUAUUAACUCAGAUCCACUGAAGUGGAUUGGAAUCUGGAUCUUAACAAGGUCUUCCUUAAACGCCUUCCCGAGGCUACCAAUGAAUGCGAUUUGCAUGCAUAUUUCUCUAAAUUUGGUCUCAUCGCCAACGUCGUACUGAAGGACAGCAUGGGGUCGGUCUCUGUCCGCUGCGGGUUUAUCACCUUCUUUGAAAGGGACUCGGUGAGGAGGGUGCUUGAUACUCAACCACAUCUGCUAGGCGAGGAUCGGAUCAUCGCUUGCGUGGCGAGGAAAAAACAGUCGGACCACCAAGGGUAAGCUCUUCGAGUGGAAAUGCGGUCGAUUCCAUCUCGGCUACAAAGACGUGCACCGUUCCUGGCCAUCUUUCGUCUCUCCCUCCCCCUCUUUCGCUUUCCCCAUUCCCCUGUCCCUUUACCCCUCUCCAUCUCCGUCCUCCCCUCCUCCCUUUCACCCCCUCUCUCUCAUCAAAGGCGCGGAAAAGUCAGCGUAAACACAAAUGCCCCUUUCGGUUAGCCGGUGACGGUUGCUGCUUGCCUGGAAAUGGUUUUCGAGUGUUUAAUACACCAAGAAGACCGCGAUGUGUCAUCAAACUGCCUUCUGGCAAGAGCUCCCGAGAUGCCUCUGCCUUGCCGUCCACUUCGGCAAUAGCUCGGCUCGUCACAACGUUUGCGCCAAUAGCCACGUUUGAGUCGCAUGGCCCUCCGUAUCGGUGGUGCUUGUCCUAAAGCUAUAUUUUGAUACUUCAAAGUAGAGCACAAACAAAAUGAUUUGAAAGAAGUUGAAAAUAAUAAAUGAGAAGACCAAGGUCAGAUUGAUUAUUGGAAUUUAUGCAUUUCCUUGACGAAUUGUGGCCUAUCCCGAUUUUAUGAAAAACACCACUCACUUGCGUCGUGACACUUAACUCCGUUGGUGUUAAAACACUGUUAAUUUAAGGCAAAAAUGUGCACCGGGCAACGAUACGUUGUGUAACCCCACUUUGCAACUAGCAGCCGUAUUCUCUAAUACAGGGAUUGUGGAAAUAGGGGUUUUACGUAUGGGGGAUCACCCCCUCAAGCCAGAUAAUGUAUCACGAAGAAUAUGCUAGAACGACUCGGUUCACGUGAUUAUAUCAGUGUGCUAGGCAAGACUGAAGUGGUGAAUUCCUGUAGUCACGAAUUGGAGAUCUAACCAAGACUUACUAAGACAAAUGUAAUAGCUAGUCGUGCAUAUCAAACAUGGUGGGGUUACACAACCUAUUUCUAUCGUGCACGGUUUAGUAGGGUCCCGGGUUUUGGCCAUUGUUUUGCCAUUUUCUAAACUUCUAAGGUAUGUUCGCUGUAGAGUUGCAUAUUAGUAGAUACGGGUGGUGGUUGUUUAUGAUGUGCAACGUGUCAUGUUCGCCCGUGGGUCGUUUACUUUCUACCUAGAUCUCAUCCCUUUGAUCCAUGGAUAAAGUUACGGCGAAGGGAACUUACGGUGACCCUCAUGGCACCACAUUGCUGCUGUGGUGAUCGGUCGCAACUCUUGGACGUCCUGCCUAAUCUAUUUGACCCACUAGUACGCGCGCAUUCGAAUCAAGCUUUCUUACCCUAACUGCUGGCCAAUCACUCAUAUCUUUGUCCUGACCGAAGUAAACCAAUGCGCUCAGGCCGGCUCAGUUCAUGUAGGUGCUGCGUUAGCCUUAGGCGUAUGACGCAACCUUGCGCACUUAGGGGUUCUUAUACAACUUCUCCUUCAUGGGAUAUGUCCAGAAGUCGUGUUAGUUUAAGCAAUCAAUUUACAUGGGCCUGAUUUUUGUUAGAGUCCCUCCUGAUUGAGCUUCACGUUAGAACUCUAACAUCCGAUAGGACAUGGUCCCGCGCGACCGAUUCCCACGAGGAAUUUAGCAUGAUUCAAACUCAUUUCUCACAGAGGGUCAUUCGCCAAUGGAAUUCCUUGCCGACGUAUGUUGUUAAUUCUCCUACCGUGAGUGUUUUCAAGGCACAACUGGAUAAUCACCUUCCUGAAGGCAACGCGAACUGCCGAAGUCCAAUCUGGCGAAUUACUGAGAUGACUAUAAACAGACUACUAGCGUGAUUUCAACAGAUCCUUUUGUGGGCAUUAAACGUGACCUCUGAGAGAAUUUUCACAGCGCCAACGCAGUUAACAAUUUUUCCGCAGUUAUUUCGCAAAUGCCAUGCCUUUUUAACAUUUAUGUUCCACUGGUAGAUCUGUACAUUCUGCACACUAAAACUGUGUGCAAAAUCUUUGCAAUUUAACCAUUGUCCCCACACACCAGUACCGUUUAAAAUAGAAUUUUCAGGACUUCUGUCGUUUACUCCAAAUAUACUGUGUGACCCAUAUAUCCUAGACGUAACCAGACUUCAAAUUGCGUCGGCCAGCGUUCAGCGGGUUUCGACACAUAGUAUAAGUUGUCGUGCUGACCGUGGACGAGCGACGAUUAGAGGAUGCGAGAACGAUGUGCAGAGACUUCAAGUUAGCCAUUUGAUGGCCCUCAAUGAAACAGAGGCCGACUGUCUAAUUGGUGUUAUUUUACUCCGCAGAUCUGUGGACCCCGGCGUCUCGGUCGCUGACAACGACGACGGCGACUUUUCGAACUCCGAGGACGACCAACCGAGCAACGAUGCCUUCUGUGACCAGCUUACAAUGUUUGUUGGCCACUUGAAACAAGAGAUCACUGAAUCGGAUCUCACAACCUACUUUUCUCAAUUCGGCAGAGUCACAGAUGCCUCAAUAGUACACGAUUGGGCCACCGGCGAGUCUCGCGGCUACGGUUUUGUUACCUUCGCUGACAGCAGGCUUUCAAGCGGGGUGUACUGAAAGCCUGCCAUUUCCUCAAGGGCUGUCGCCUCAGUGUCAAGCUCUCAGUUAACCGUCUUCUGUCUCGUACCCCCACCGUAACUCCUCCACCGCCGUCAAUGUUAAGUUUCGGAAAAAUUAGAUUUAUCUUUUGUCACGCAUUUACUCAUUUUUGGGAUGUUUUUAUCCCACUUGGCCGUAGUCAACAAGGGUAUUUUCCCACUAAAAGCUACUCAAACUUCUUAGUCACGCGGCCGAGUAGGGUCUGGGUGACUUCCAAACAAAGGAAGGAUUUGCCAAUUCAGGACUAUCUGUGUACAAUGAGUGAGCGACCAAAAUCCUGAGAUGUGUAUUCGAUUUGGAAGGAUUACUUAGGUGCGGUUAUAGUAUUUAUUAUCAUGCAGCAUAAUCCUAUAAGAUUUUGGACUCGCUAGGAGGCCGGCUUUUGAGUGCAUUUCUUCUUGACAUCCUGUAGAAACCACACUCGGCAAAAAAUAAACACUUAAUUUGCAUGCAUUUUUCAAAUAAAUUAUUUUUAUAUAUUAAAAUAUGUUUUAUAGAAAACAUGCACAAAAUGCCUUCUUUUACAAGUUUGGUAGAAAAUCACGCCCUCUUUACAGUUUAUACUCAAAAAAGGAUACCUUUCGGUUUCAAGAAGGUUUCUAAAAUGGAAUUUUUUUAGACCGAGCAUGUUCACUUAUACAGUAUCGGAUCUGUCCGUUUACCAACACGCAUUAUGCAACGUACAACCUAGUCCACAUCCAUUGCAAAUUUUUAUAAACUCUAUCUGGUGUCUUCUUAAAGUCAUAGUGGAAUAUGUAAUUUUCCUUACGUGGAGAGCAUGUGCCUUGUAGACUAAAAUCGCCAAACGCUAAUGCAACGGGAAUCGGAAAACCUCUUUAAAACCUAAAAACAUUCCUUAUUUGAGUGCAAAGUGUAAAUAAAACGUAAUUUGUUUACCAAAAGGAUAAAAUAAAGCAUAUUUUCUAUAAAUAUAUUAAAUUAAAUAUCUAAACCCAUCGAAAAUCAAUCUGAAAAAUGCAGGCAACUUAAGUAGUUAUUUUUUGCCGGGUGUGGUUCCUACACGAGGUCGAAAAGAAGUGCAUGCAAAAGACGGCCUCCGCACGAUAUUAAAUAUUACAACCCCACCUACGUAACCCUUCUGAAUUGAUUACACAUUUUAGAAUUCUGACCAACACUUCAUGAGAUCGGCAACUCACUAUAUUUGUCGAAAUGUGGAGGUCGUUGUUUAGUUUUGCUGAUGCACGCAGUCAUUUCAUGAAUAAGAAUUUUUUUUAUCAGGCUUUUAAAGUGUGUUUUGUGUGUUAUUCUGUCAGUCAUCCACCUUUGAUGGUGAAUUUGUAGCCUCUGCCAAAUCCUUGGGGUUGAGAAUUACUAUUCGACAAGGAUUUGUUUUAUGGCCGGGAUAACUUUAUCCGGGGGGGGAUUGUGCUGAAAUAAAAUAACUCGCGAUAUUUAUUUGUACUUGCUAGAUAAAGGAAAAAAGACUUCGCAAUGGCUGUUGUGUGAGGUUGGUUAAGAUGCUUUAUAAUAGUCACUGACAAUGCCUGCAAAGGGACAUUUAAUUCACCUACUAUUUCUCUUAAAUGGUAAAAAUUGUGUCCCCUUUUAAUUGGUGACAAUAUGGAGCACACAAAAAUGGGUAAUACCACAAAGUACUUGGAUGUUCAGCUCUUUUACUAAAAAAUCUCCCCGAAGUAAGUAAGCCCAGUCAUAGACCAUACCCUUGCUGACCAUUAUGACAGCACUUAGACUGACGGCUGCUAAGCUUCCUCACCUAGUACCCUGGUGGUUGUUAAUUGUUAAGUAAAUUUAGAUAAUUGUUAGUGGUCGAUAAAGCGCUUUAAUUAUUAAGCCUCAAUAACUCGCGGUAGUAUUUAGUUGGGAAACUACUGCUAAGGUAUAUUAUUCCCUAGCAGUUAUUUUAUUGCUGAUGGAUAUUUAAAUCGGUAGAGACUGUACACCAAUAGACGGGGUUUUCUUGCGGUGAGGUUUAUGCUUACCUUGUUGUAUGUUCAUCAACUGCGAUUCCAUUCCUACGGUUAUACGAAAAACUGCACAAAGUCAGCAUCAAGUUUUGUUUACUUUUGACAUAGGUUCGAAAAGCCGCUGGGCGCUGACGUUAAUCCUAAGGGCAUUUUCGUUGGCUACCUGUCUGAGACGACAGAGGACUGUGAUUUACAUGAAUAUUUCUCGAAAUUCGGCAUUAUCACCGAAGUCAUCGUCCUCAAGGGCAAAAGGAGCGGGGAUCCCCGCCGCAAUGGCUUCGUAACCUUCCGGGACACAGAUGCGGUGAAGAUGGUGUUCGAUGCUCGGCCACACCUGUUGAAUGGCAAACACAUUGGCGUUUUUCCAGCAUGGAGUCGGAAGUCCGGUCAUUUCGUGUAAGUUUUGGUUUCACAGAAAUUAAUAUUUGCCUUUUAGGCGCAAAUCUGUUUCACCGAAAGAAAACAUGCGAUCAGGGAAUGUCCGGACUAGUCGUGAGGCCGUCUUCAGAGACCUGUAGGGGGUGAACGGGAAGAGUGCCUCCUUGGUUUGGCGCUUAGCUGUGCCUACUGGUCGCGUGAGUGUAGCGCAGUUGUUAUGAGGUAGCUGUCAGAGGCUCUGAUCCCCUGAGCUCUCACCCCAUUAUAUUGGCGGUCGGAAUUGUAUUCCACAGUGCCCUAUUUGUGGCCAUGUCACAGGAUGUGAAUAGUGACUUGGUCGCAUCUCCCGACGGCCCGGACCUCGCUGACUUCCGCGAUGUUAGAGUCCUUAUCGACAGCAGAACAGUUGCAUCGACGGCGUUGACUACCAACGAGUGCAGAUAAAGUAUUAGCUACUAAGCGUACACGCGGGAUUUUCUAUCCAAUGCCUGAUUCCAUCUGGGGCUCCCAGGAUCUUUCACCUGCACGGAAACAGGCCUUAGGGAACUGCAUUGGUUGCGGUACAUUUGCCUCAAGUGGUAGCUUCGACUGGCUUUCGGUUGAAGUCCACUGCGGUCAGGUACGUCUUGUAAAUUUUGUAGAUGGUAGUGCUUUUUUCUACAGGGCAUUCGAGCUUUCGAGGAGAUUUUGUAGGGUUGGUAGCCUGGUCUACGUACAUGCACGCUGGUUGGUUACUAUGGCCAACCCCCAUUUUAACCGACCUGUGGAUUUGUGCUGCAUGUCUUGUAAUCAUAAAGUACGUACCAUGAAGUCAUAGGGUCACGCUGGGCUAACUGUUUAUCGUCUACAGUUGGCCUUGGCUCCGAGGACACAUCUACCCUCUCCGCAUGCGCCAGUUGUGAAGAACCUGUUGGAGAAUGCUUUAUACUUUAAAAAAAUCGUUCAAGUAGCGUCGUAUUGCUCAAACGUAUCUUGAACAAACUCACGUUAAGUGCUACGGUAUUGCAGGCUAUCCGUAGCUCGCGACUAUGCUGAGGCACUUCUGUGUCAACAUAGGAUUCGUUUUUUCAAACGUUUAUGUAAAUUUGACCGUUCGUCACAAUCACGAUUUUCAAAAAGGUCACUUGCUAAAGUGGUUGUGGAGGAAGGACGUUCCUCGUGAUAGUUGGAUUAUUUUUCUAUUGAUGAAGUCCUACGUAAUUGCGAAUUGCUACUGACAAACACUGGACUGGGCGGUGAUUUCCACAAGCCGGCGACGCGCCAGUGCUUCUGACCCAUAAAUAUGGCUGUUGUAUCCAGCUGGCUAACGCUUGGAAUUAUCCACGCCCUCCUCGCAAGUGCUUCCACAUUUGGCCGCUGUUAACAUUCCGCUUUCCCCUUUUUGUAAUCGUUUUUUGAGCGUGAUCGGGGUUCUUCACGUGCAGAUGAUGUCCCCACCUCCCUUAAAUAGAACAGAAGUCGGCGGGUAUCCUUUCAAGUGCGCUGGGGUGGACUAUUUUGUUUCGUUGAUGGUCAAACUUGGACGACCUUCUGAGAAACGCUGCGGUUGUGUGUUUAGCUGCUUACAGACAAGAGCCGUUCAUCUUGAGAUAGCCGCCAGCCUGACCACGAAUUCUUUCGUUCAGUGUCUGAUGAGACUCAUAAGAAGACGCGGACGUCCCGUUGACAUCUACAGCGACAAAGGAACCAAUUUUGUUGGAGCAGUAGCGGGACUCCGAAAGGACUUACACAAUUUGGAUUAACAUAGUGUCGGGCCAACUGCUAACUCAAGAGAUACAGUGACAUUUAACCGACCCACUGCCAGUCAUCGGGGAGGCAUCUGGGAACGCAUGGUCAGGUCUCUACGACGGAUUCUUCUUGCUCUCUGUAAGGAGCAGUCUCCAACUUACGAACAGCUCGGCACCCUCUUCGUGCAGGCUGAAUGUAUAUUAAAUAAUUGAUCGCUAGUCCCGCUAACAUCAGACAGCAACGACUUGGAACCGCUUACUCCGAAUAGCUUAUUGUUAAUGAAGAACUGUCCAUUGCUGCCUUGCAGUGACGAAUUGGUAGCACGGUACCGCGUUGGAUGGAAACAAGUACACUACCUCGCUUGCGUGUUCUGGAGACGAUGGGUAAAAGAAUAUCUCCCAAGUCUGCAGAAAAGGACAAAAUGGACAAGAGAAGCCGCGAAACUGAAACCAGGUGAUGUUUUAGUUUCUGGGGAGCGCACACCCCGUGAGAAUUGGCUUUUGGGAGUAACAGAUACGUACGAAAAGAUUCGCGACAGCCUCCUUAGGACGGUAUACAUUAGAACGGCAGGCGGUCUCUAAAAAAGGGAUGUUAGAAAGAUUUGUCUACUUGAGGGCGAGAGCAGCCGUAAACCUCCAAAACCGUAAGUUGUUCUCAAGAGUUGGACGUAGAGAAUUCGCGUGCGGUGUUCUAUCCAGCUGGUCAACGCUUGGAAUUCUCCACGCCCUCCUCGCAAGUGCUUCGACACUUGACCCCUAUUGACAUUCCCCUUCCCCCUUCUUUGUAACCUCUUUGGAGCGUGAGCGGCGUUCUUUUAAUCAACUAGUUUUUGUAUUCUGAUCUUGACCUGGGGAGUCGAUUUGCUCGAACAGUGACAAAAGUAUUCUUUGUCUAGGAUAUCCAUUGUUGAGGUUUGUACGUUUUUUAUUAUCACCUUAUUACCAUUUAUUAUUACCUUAUUCUAUCAAUAGUACCUUAUAUACACCUAUUUUAAUGUCCUCAGCGGAAUUAUCAAGUGCACCGAGCUGUCACUGCGAGUCCACUGACUAGUAGUGUCUGCGAUGUGUUAGAGAUCAAUCCCAUGCGACUUCAGCAUUCUACGGUUCUGUGCUUUUCGAAGACGACACAGCAUCCCAAGUUGAUUUGCAUGUAGGCAACUUCUUGGCAAACUGUUUACGAUCACCCCCCUGACUUCACAAAAGUUUGACAUUCUAGACACCUUAAAUAUUGUGGAGUGACUGGAACAUUUGAUGAAAUUGUGAAAUCGCGUAUAUUUCAGUUUGCGUCUCAGUGAGUUUACUAAGGUUAUCGGUAAAUGCAGCUGAAAUUUAAGAAGCUAUUUCUCGACUCGUUGUCGUCGCCGACAGAUUUCCACACCUACAGCUAAUUGUGCUCGUCAUAAUGUUGCCACGCGCGUGCAUUCCAGAGACAGGUUCCAAGCCCAAACCAAGUCGGUCGUAUUACGUCGUCCCAAACGUUACUCCUCUGUUACCUAGGAAUUCUCAGUUUUCAAAAGAGAACUUUAAACCAAGGUGCGACGUCUUUCACGCAGGUGGAACUUUAGGGGUUAGUCACAUGUCCUUUGAACCACCUUUGGGAAUCCUUUUGAAAAGCAGUAGGGUUAGUCUUAUAUCAUAUUUAGCAUCGGAGAAAAUGUUGCUCUGUUAAUGAGAAUAAUAAGUUAGCUAGUGUCCUGAGGAAGUAUUCCCACGCCAAAGUUGUGAGCUGGCCUGUGAACCUAGUACUUAGGAAAGGACAAAUUGUAUGCUUUCGGCCAGUGUUUCGGUUAUCAUCUUGCGGUCAUUAUAUUAUGGUGGUGUGGGGUUGAGAUGAUAACGGGGGGGGGGGAUUCAGGGCGGAUCCACACAGAUUUUUUGAGAACUUCAGAGAAAUGAAAUGUAUCUAUUUAAUUAAUAUUUUUUUCUAACUUCACAGACCUCAAACCCAAACCAGCAUGUCAACCGAAAGUGCCUCCGCAUCAGCCCUCAACAAGAGGACCAUAUUUGUCGGUCGCCUAAAGCCAACGACCACAGCAGCUGAUCUUGAAACCUACUUUUCCAAAUUUGGCAGCGUCUCGAGGGCCAAAGUAGCGACUCAUUUGUACAGUAGCCAGUGUCGCGGCUUCGGUUAUGUCGAGUUCUCGGACAGGAAGGCCUUUGAGGGUGGUGUUCUGGAAGCCUGUCACUUUCUAAACGGCUCUCGACUAAAAGUCGAGCUUUACGAACGGCGGACUUCAUCUAAUUCAGAUUCUGACCAUACGUGA